Dermochelys coriacea (leatherback sea turtle) is the source of this 948-nucleotide messenger RNA. It is a transcript of the gene IL22RA2, whose product is annotated as interleukin 22 receptor subunit alpha 2. Gene Ontology annotation, molecular function: interleukin-22 receptor activity; protein binding. Lineage: Eukaryota; Metazoa; Chordata; Testudines; Dermochelyidae. The coding region runs from base 112 to 849 and encodes 245 amino acids. The record is from RefSeq and is a predicted model, not a curated record. The transcript is spliced from 5 exons.
GUGUUAGUCUUAUGCUCUAAUAAAUUUGUUAGUCUCUAAGGUGCCACAAGUACUCCUUUUCUUUUUCCUUUUUAAAGUACAUUUGGUUAUAUAUGACCAAGAGCUACAGAGAUGCUCUCCAUCCAUGCAGCUGCUCUUCUAACCAUGCUGAUUAAACACUACCCCCUGUACUUAUUGAUACAUUUGCUUUGGACUGGUGUAACUGUUUCAGGAAAUCAAGAAUUGCAGGAAUUAAUUAAACCACAAAAGGUCAAAUUUCACUCAUUAAACUUCAACAAUACUUUGCAUUGGCAUCCUGGGAGGGCUGCCUCAGGUGACAUUAUCUACUUUGUGCAGUACAAAGUAUAUGGGCAAAGCCUAUGGAAAAAUAAAGAAGAAUGUUGGGGUAUUUAUGAAGUUUUUUGUGACCUAACACAUGAGACAUCUGAUAUCAGAGAACCUUAUUAUGGCAGAGUGAAAUCUCUUUCAGCUGGAGUCCAUUCAGAUUGGAACACCAGUAGCAGAUUUACUCCAUGGAGGGAAACAAAAAUAGGACCUCCAUCAGUAAAUGUGACUCCUAGAAACAAAUCCAUAAAAUUAAAGCUCCAGCCUCCAAAUUCACCUUAUACAAGGAGAAGAGGCAGCAAGAUACCAAUGACAAGCUAUUAUGAUGUAUCCUAUCGAGUGUUUCUAAUCAGCAACAUGCUAGAUGAAAAAAACAAAAUACUGGUGUAUGAAGGAACAGACAAAAUUGUAAUAAUAGAAGAUUUGAAACCUGAAGUCAGCUACUGCAUAGUGGUUGCAACCUACUUGCCAGUGCUGGACCGCAGCAGUGUGUACAGCAGUAAGAAAUGCACUGUACCUCUAUGACAUGGUAAGUAAACAAAAGAGAAGCUGCAUGGGAUCCCAGAAGCUAGAGAUGGUAAAGACCUACCAGACUACCUAGUCCGUGCCCUUCCCAACACAAGA